CCGCUCUGGUUUCACCUCCUCUCAUCGCUUGUUCUCUGUAUCCCACAAUGCAUUGUGUUCACUCGUUGGAUCAUGGACCAAAGCGACAAUGAUCUUCAAGGAAGUGAUGGCUCCGGGAGUUUGGGUGGCCUUGAUGUUCGUAGAAGGAUCCCCAUCAAACUCAUAUCUAAGCAGCCCUUAAGAAAUAAACCUCAGCCACGCAUUCAGAGACCCACUGGCAGACCUUGUAAAAAUGAACCUGGAGAAGAUGAUAAGUUUAGCUUCAAGCAAGAGGACCGGUUUGAUUGUGGCACCAAAGCUGGUGAUGUAUUUGCAAGUCAGAGAAGAUUUCCCCAGCCACUGUUUUGGGACUAUAAGUUAAACUUGAUUGGCGAAAGGGAUGAAGUUCCAAUUCAUUUCUGUGACAAAUGUGGUCUGCCUAUUCAACUGUAUGGACGGAUGAUUCCCUGCAAACAUGUUUUCUGCUAUGACUGUGCUUUGCUUCAUGAGAAGAAAGGGGAGAAGAUGUGCCCAGGGCUUACUCUCUAUAACUGCACGGAUCCAGUUCAGCGCAUCGAGCAGUGCCAGCGAGGUUCUCUCUACAUGUGCAGUAUCGUGCCGGGGUGUAAGCGCACCUACCUGUCCCAACGUGACCUCCAGGCCCACGUGAACCAUCGCCACAUGAGGGCAGCCAAGUCCUCUGCCGGCCGUCAGGAUCCUGUGCACCUUCCCCCUGCGCCUGAGGUCUCGGACCGCUUCCGCGUGCCUCCGCCUCUCUUAGCAAAGAAUCACGUUCAUCUCCCCAACCCGCUCCAGCACAGCAGUCAUGACCCCUACAGUCAGCCGCCACCACCGACUCCACACGAAGGGCCACCACCCACUUCUGCUCUGGGUCCUGAGACAUUUCGCAUCGCCACGGUAACAACUCGUAAACACAGUAAUCUCAUCACCGUGCCAAUCCAAGAUGACUCCUCCUCAAGGGAGCCUCACUCCGGUGGACCGGGCCCUGUUCAGCCCCCUCACCACCACCCGGGGGACUAUCCUGGCCAGCCACCUGUAGUGGCACACACUCACCACAUGAUGCCCCCACAACAGCACUUUGGCCCUCCUCCUCCCCCACCUCCUCCCAUCAGUCACCCAAUGCAGCAUCCUUCCCAGGCCGCCGGAGCACCACACAUGGUGUACAACCAGGCCCCUCCUCCCCCAAUGUCUACAGCUCCCCCACCUAUCACUCCUCCACCAGCGCAUAUCAUGGGCCAGUUGCCACCUUAUAUUGGCCACCCACCCCCAGGACCUCCACCACAGCACAGCGGGCCCCCUGUUAAUGCCCCUCCACCUCAUCACUAUAACCCUAACUCCAUGCAACAGUUCCCUGAAGACCAGGGAACCCUUAGUCCACCUUUUAACCAGCCAGGAGGGCUCAGUCCUGGGAUGUGGCCUGCUCCAAGAGGUCCACCACCUCCACGAAUGCAAGGUCCACCCCCCCAGGGCCAGAUGCCUGGGCCGCACCACCCAGAUCAGGGCCGCUAUCGGCCUUAUUAUCAGUAAACUGCCAACUGGGUGAAUGGGAAAAAGUCAGUGUCAUUCUGUUCCAUACUACUUGUCUGGCUAAUGUGAUAGUAAACCUCAGGGUUACAGGAUGUAGGACUUUGAUUUUGAUAAAACUGUCCCGAGUCAAAUAUGUAUGUGGUGCACAUUUUAGUUAACUGUGCUCAAGUUCCCAUUCAACAUGAUGACUUGGAGAAGAGCAGGAAUGUCCCCUUUUGUUUUUUUUUUAAUAGUUUAUGGUAAAUAUUGGUGUAUAUAUGUCAGCUGAUGUCACAUGUACACUGAAAGACAUUAACAAUUCUCAAUAAAUUUUUAAUGGCA
This is a messenger RNA of Melanotaenia boesemani (Boeseman's rainbowfish), 1848 nucleotides long. RefSeq names its product Cbl proto-oncogene-like 1, E3 ubiquitin protein ligase (gene cbll1). NCBI's taxonomy places the organism in Eukaryota, Metazoa, Chordata, Actinopteri, Atheriniformes, Melanotaeniidae. Gene Ontology annotation, molecular function: ubiquitin protein ligase activity. Bases 73 to 1527 code for a protein of 484 amino acids. The record is from RefSeq and is a predicted model, not a curated record. The transcript has 6 exons. Gene Ontology annotation, biological process: regulation of cell adhesion; protein ubiquitination.